AUGCCGAUCCGAUACGCAUGCCCGUGCGGCCGGCGCUACCCGCUGGCCGAGCUCUACUGGAGCGACUCGUGCAACAAGCUCGUGUGCCCGUGGCCGACGUGCUCGCUCCAGGAGAUCGACUCGUACUUUUGCCGCUUCCAAAUGGACAACCUCCCGUCCAAGGAGGCGGCGGCCUACAAGAACCGGUCGGCGCGGACGUUUGCGUGCCCCGACUGCGCGAGCACAUUGCAGACGAUCAAGACAAGCGACAAGUACAUCUUCUUCUGCGCCCACUGCCGCUGGGACUCGGAGGCGAUCCUGGCCGACGACGACCCCGACACGCUCACGAUGGUGGCCAACACGCGCGAGCGCGACGACCACGUCUUUGAUACGCUCCUGUCGCACUACCAACAAGCGUUUGGCAAGCCCCAUUUUCAGGUCAAAGCGCCGUCCACCUUGGGCUGGAAGAUGGAGCAGCUCGAUGAGAAGUUGCACAAGCGCAGUAUCGACAACGUGCUGUCGCCGACAGACCAAAAGCUGGCCGCGGCGCUGCGGGCCAAGUUCCCCAACCACAAGAGCUUCGACUGCGCCGACGACGAUGACGCUGUCGUCGCGCUCGCAUCGAAGAAGGACAUGUCGACGAUCUCGACGUUGCACCAGCGCUAUCGCUGCAACCCUCUUUUGCAGAGUCGAGACGUCUCCGCGCUAUACCCGUCGCGGCCAGACCUCCGCGUGAAGCGCUCGUGGCGCUGUGUUGAAGCCAUGGCCAAGAACAACCCAGGUAUCCUCGUCAAGCCGCAGAUCAACCCGAUGACGGGCGACAGCUCCAUGGUCGUGUCGGCGUCGUGGUGGAAGAAGGCGACGCUUGGCAUCCACUUCGUGCCGAACGUGACCAUCCAAACGCUGUGGGCGAACGACCACUGCUGGCUCCUCCUCGAGAACCCACUCGAAGACGACGUUGUCCUCACGGUCGUGGCCAAGGCUCUGGCGAGCGACGAUGCGGCCCCGUUCACCCCGGCCGUGCCAUCGGGACCGCUACCCGUCGGCGCAUACGAAGACCCCAACCUGAUCGACACGUCGCCAGCCGAGGUCGCCAAGUUUGACGAUGUCACGUCCGACCCGACAAAGACGGUGCUCACGUCGCGCAACUACGCCAAGUUCAAGGUGCAGGGCGCGAACGCAAGCGACCCCGUCGCAUUCCAGCUUGAGUUUCACAUGUACAAGAUCGAAGACGAGGAGCACAUUGGCGCGGUCACGAGUGUCGAUGGCCGUCCGCUUCUCGCCGUCUUCACCAUCGAUGUCGAGAUCCCAAGAGCAGCUCGCGACUAACCCCUGCACGCUAUGUGCGAGUUGAGAAAUGAAGUACACAUAUUGCAUUCGGAGCAUGCAUGGACCGGAUGCGCCCGUG
Molecule: messenger RNA, 1387 nt
Organism: Saprolegnia parasitica CBS 223.65
Lineage: Eukaryota; Oomycota; Saprolegniomycetes; Saprolegniales; Saprolegniaceae
Exons: 5
Coding region: 1-1308 (435 amino acids)
Cellular component (GO): dynactin complex
Source: RefSeq, a predicted model, not a curated record